Messenger RNA from Penicillium roqueforti, 1494 nucleotides. RefSeq lists its product as uncharacterized. The coding region runs from base 1 to 1494 and encodes 497 amino acids. The transcript is spliced from 2 exons. The record is from RefSeq and is a predicted model, not a curated record. Lineage: Eukaryota; Fungi; Ascomycota; Eurotiomycetes; Eurotiales; Aspergillaceae.
AUGCCGCCUGUCACCGAUGGUCAGUUCUCCUUCAAUAUCGACACAUUUUAUGUCACCGCGUCGGGAGGACAGCUUCACCGCCGUGCAGCUCCAGCUGAGAUCAAAGCUCUUUACGAUACUGCGACUACCGACAAGAGCACACCAGACCACCCAGGCCAUUGGUAUGAAGCACAGCUCCUCCACUAUGGCCUACCACCGUCAAAGGUCAAGGCGACUGCUAAGAUGAGGCUCUUAAAGGCCGUGCAAGACGGCGCCCUGAGCGUUCCCAAGGAAAGCCUCCAAAUCGAAAAGAAUCUGAAGAAGGAAUGGAAGAAGCAGGAUUCGGAGGAACCAGCAAAGACCAACACGAAGACGACAACGACGAAGACUGUUACCACCAAGACUAUUACGGUUUCUAAGACGGUUGCGUCCAAAACCACCGAGAACAAGACUACUGCGUCCAAAGCCGCGGCCAAGCCUGCAGCCGUCAAAACUGCGGCUCCCAAGGCUGCUACGUCCAAAGCUGCUAUCCCCAAGAAAGAUCCCGCACCCAAAGCCACUGCGGCUAAAACCGCUGCGGCCAAAGCUACCACGACCAAGGCUGCUCCUAAAGCCGCGGCCAAACCUGCUGCUGGCAAAACUGCAACUGCCAAGCCAGCUACGCCUAAGGCUGCCUCCAAGAAGGCUACGGCGCCCAAGGCCGCUGCCCCCAAAGACACGACAACCAAAAGUGCUACCUCUCAAUCUGCCCCAGCCAAGAGAAAGAGGGCCUCGAAUGCCGAGGAGACAGCCGACAAACCACAGACCGCCAAACGCCGCGUGUAUGGCAAAAAGACCCAAGACAACACAAAUAUGCCCACAAACAGCUACCCCGGGCCGAGUGGAUGGUCUGAGCAGCCUGAGCAUCAGGAUGCGCCUCCCUCGUACGAAAUCGCCUGCAGAAUGGACGGAGAACAUCACUAUGAUGCUUUAGAUGACCAGAUGGACAUUGACGGUCCGAACGAGUUUGGUUAUGGCCAUUAUAGCGAGUCUGAAACAUGCUCAGAGCCACCAUCUCCACCUCGAGCCCUGAAAAACACCCUGGGUCUUCUCAAUGGAACGUACGAAGUUAGUUCCCCCCAUAUCGAGUGCGAGUGGCCGGACGCUGUUCGCGGGGGGAUCUUCUUAUCUCUUCGCCUUAAUCGGAAUGAGAUUUGGGGGACAUACGAGCUCGGGGCGUUUAAGGGUGUACUGUGGAUGCCACAACGACCCAUGAGGCCCUCCUUUGACAGAAUUCCGUUUAAGUGGCGUGGGCGGGAGACCGGUGAGGGUGAGAUGAGCUUUGCAGAUGACCAGGAUGGUUGGAUUGAGUUUUUGGGUGAUGGUGAUAUUGUUGGGAUGAUCAGCUGCUAUGGUGAUGUCCAUUUCCGAGGGCAGCGGAUUGAUAGUUCUGUCCGCACAGCCAGUGAUCUGCGGAACGAAUGGAAUCGCUACAACGAAGAGGAAUAUGACCGAGAGUGCAGGAGUCGAUGGUGA